UUUAUUGUCCACAACCUGAUCGACCAAUAAAUCAGCCGUAGCAUUCGAUCUAGAUCGAUCGUAGGUUGGGGACAUCCAUGUCCGCCAAAACCCAAGCAAAAAAAACAAGACUUACCCGACCUAAUAAUGGCCCAACGUGAACGUUGGUAUUUUACAAAAGAUGAACUCGAGAAUAGUCCCUCAAGAAGAUGUGGAAUCGAUGCCGAAAAAGAACUUUCAUAUCGACAACAAGCAGCUAAUCUUAUUCAAGAUAUGGGCCAAAAAUUGAAAGUAAAUCAACUGGUAAUCAAUACCGCUAUUGUUUAUAUGCACAGAUUUUACACUCAGCAUUCGUUCUCUCGGUUCCAUCGUAAUUCCAUAGCUUCUUGUGCACUAUUUCUUGCAGCCAAAGUUGAGGAGCAACAUCGAAAACUUGAACAUGUCAUCAAAGUUGCUCAGAUAUGUUUGUACCGGGAAAAUCUUGAUCCACGUAGUGAGCAAUUUCAGGCACUUGCCGCCGAAUUGGUACAUCAUGAGAAUUUAAUGCUACGGACGCUUGGUUUUGACCUCAGUGUACAGCAUCCCCACACCUAUGUAGUCAAUUGUUUUGAUCUUGUUCGAGCCAAUAAAGAUUUGGCUCAGGCAUCGUACAUAAUGGCAACAAACAGCCUGCAUUUGACAACGAUGUGUUUGCAAUAUAAACCAACCGUGGUCGCCUGUAUCUGUGUAUAUUUCGUCUGUAAAUGGGCAUCUUUCGAGCUUUCAAGAUCUAUCGAAGGUCGUGAUUGGUGGACCUAUGUUGAUCCUAAUGUCACUCAAGAAAUGCUCGAAGAAUUAACCGGGGAAUUUUUAUCAAUAUUGAAAAAAUGUCCUUCGCGAUUAAAAAAGAUAUUAUCAUCAAGUCGUUUGAAUCCUAUUAUACCCAAUAGUCCAUCAACGAAACCAAGCGAGUACAAACGAACGAGUGAACACACCAGCAUCAGUGGUAAUAGACCUCAACAUCAUCAUUCGCAUCAUCAUCAAAAUUCCUCCAUACCGGCACAGAAAAUGUCACCCAAAGAUCCCAAAUUCUCAUUGCAUGUCAAUAAUGUUCGAUCAUCCAUACCAUCAGGAAGUCAUGGCCCUGGUAUUGAUCAUCAUCAAUCACAUCAUCAUCAUCAUCAUUCUCAUCAUCAACAUCAACAUAAUUCAGAACAACCAAUUCAUCAUCAUGGUUCCAAACAAUCACAAUCAAACGUGACAUCAAAACAGCAACAUUCAUAUGCAAACUCAUCUUCGAAAUCUGCUGCUGGAAAAAAUCCUGCCUCAUUAGAAUCAUCAUCGAUGGAAAAAAUGAAGAAAGAAUCAUUACCGAAUGACAAUAAUAAUAAUCAUAAUCAUAUUAGCAGUAAUGUUCCAAAUUUAAAAUCCAAUUUAUCUGUGAUAUCCUCCUCAAGCAACAACAAUACUAAUAACAAUAGACUUACAGGCAGUAACAAUCUCAAUAACAACAAUAAUGAUGUCAUAAGCCAUAGUAACAAUAAUUCGUUUAAUGAUCCGUUAUUUCCAAUUGAUUCACAUUUAUCAAUGUUCUCACCGGGAUCAGAAUAUUCCGAUUAUUCACAAACAAAAAAAGAUUCAUUUGCUGAUUUUAAAAUGGAAUUCUCUGAUAAUGAAGAUUCGACAAAUUUCAAUUAUUCAUUACCUGGUCUUGGAUCAUCAUUAAUAAUGAUGAACGAUUCAAAUGAGGAUACCAAAUCAAAUGUUUCAAAUUCUUUUGAAUUUUCCAGCACCACGAAUCAUAAAUCGUAUAAUAAUAUAAGCAACCCUGUUGGAGGAAAUACUGAUUUAAAAUCGUCUUCAUCGUUGCCGUUGUUCAAUGAAUUGGCUUCGACUGCAAAUAAUAAUCAUCACAAUCCAACCCCAUCCUUAUCACAAUCAUCUUCAUUGUCCAAUCUUUUACCAAACAAAGAUACCGAAUCAGAACCAUUGGAAGAUAAAUCCUUACAUUCAUCAGUGAGCAAAUCAUUGUUGAAUACGGCAUCCAAGAUUCCAACAGUGUCAACGAAUCCUGUGAAUACACUUGAUUCGAUUAUAGGAUCACUCACUAACAAUAGUAAUGUUGAUUCGAAAUUAUUGCCAUUACAAUUGCCCAUUGGAACUAAUCAACCAUCAACAGCAGUGCCACAAGCAGCGGCUGCAUUCAAUCAAUUAAUAUCUGAUACUUAUCAUUCAUCACAACCACCAUUAUCAACAACAUCGGGCAUCAAUAGUCUAUUGCUAGAUGAUGAACUAUCAAAACAUUCAUCGACAUCAUUUACGCAAAAUCUUCAUCAUAAAGAUAAACAUAAACACCACAAAGAGAAACAUAAACACAAAGAUAAACAUCAUAAACACAAACAUAAAAAAGAUCGUGGUGAUGGACAUCACCAUCAUCAUCGGCGAACAUCCGACGCAUCGUCAUCAUCGUUUGCUUUGAUACCAGAUGGUGAUGGUGAUGAUCGAUUAAUUGAUCAAGUCAAUCGACCUCCACCAAUCAAAUUAAAAAUACGUAAAAAUGAUCUUUCCACCGAAAUGGAUCAACGGCCGUCGACCAUUGCCGAUCAAUCGCCCACAUCCGCUGCUACUGUUCCACCUGCAGCACCGCUAAAAUUAAAAAUUAAUUUAAAACAAAAAAAUAUUUCAUCAUUUGAACACCAGCAACCAUCAAGCAAAAAAAGAAGAAAUUGAUUAUACAAUGACCGAUUCUAUCGUUUGC
Messenger RNA from Dermatophagoides pteronyssinus (European house dust mite), 2716 nucleotides. It is a transcript of the gene CycT, whose product is annotated as Cyclin T. Lineage: Eukaryota; Metazoa; Arthropoda; Arachnida; Sarcoptiformes; Pyroglyphidae. The record is from RefSeq and is a predicted model, not a curated record. Gene Ontology annotation, biological process: regulation of transcription by RNA polymerase II. Gene Ontology annotation, molecular function: cyclin-dependent protein serine/threonine kinase regulator activity.